Molecule: messenger RNA, 1166 nt
Organism: Paecilomyces variotii
Lineage: Eukaryota; Fungi; Ascomycota; Eurotiomycetes; Eurotiales; Thermoascaceae
Product: AhpD-like protein
Exons: 1
Coding region: 331-990 (219 amino acids)
Molecular function (GO): peroxiredoxin activity
Source: RefSeq, a predicted model, not a curated record
CGCCAUUCAAGUCAAUUCUUUGCACUCACCAGCUCCUUACCGUACAAGGCAAUGAUGGGGAAUCACGACAUCCGAACAACAACGCCAACCCAGCCAUGAAACCAGAGCUGUCAACCCGUGGAGAUGAUUUGUUUUCAACAAUGAAAAGACAAGCCGUUGAUAGGCUGUCUCUGUCUCGUGGUCCUUUAACCCCACGACGAUGCGAGCAGACCUAUAUCUACCAGAGCAUACCCUCGAACAUAAGGAAAUUGUUAUUUAUUAUUGACCUCUAGAACAGACCUAGACCUACCCCCCUCCAUACGGAAAUACAAAUCGACAUAGUACACAACAAUGGUAUCGCCGCAGAGCCUCGCUCGGAUGCUUCUCCAUUCGCGACCAUCCCGACUCUCAUCUAUCGCUCCCAGAAUCAACACUGCACUCCUUUCGAGAACAACAACCCGAAGUAUCAGCAACAUCUCGCGCCUUCGAAUUCCUGACGAGUCAGAACUAUCCCCGGAGACGCGAAAGCUGAUCGCUCAACACCACGGCGAUAACUGGACGCGCGCUUUCUCCCUGAACCCAGACACAGCCCGCCGGUUCGUCACUUACUACGAGGAUUUAUUCACGAAUCCGAACGCAAAGCUUCCUCUCCGGGAGCGCGAGAUUAUUGCCGUGGUGACCUCUGCGACGAAUCGAUGUGGUCUCUGCACCGCAAAUCACACAAUUGGCCUCAGCGCCGCGAUAGGCGGCGACCGGGUUCGUGCAAAGCGCAUCGCGGCAGACCAUCACCUGGUCGAAUUGAACGAGCGAGAGCAUGCGCUGGCGGAUUUGUCUGAGCGACUGACGCAGGCGCCGCGAGAGAUAUCGGCUAAAGAUCUAGACCACCUAAGGCACAUCGGCUUUCAGGAUGAGGAGAUUCUCGAGGCAAUCGAGACUAUUGCAUGGUUUAAUCAUUCUAAUCGCAUCACGAUAGCGCUUGGCGUUGUGCCGGAUCAGCGCUAUUUCGAGUAGAUAGGGUGACUUCGGGGAAACCGUGCGAUUGAAAGGCUGCAUGAACUAUGAGCAUCUGUAUGUGCUGCACUGCUGGCAGACCUCCAUGUACAGGGUUUUAAAGACCGUUGCUCGAAAUUAUAGAGAUGCCUGUAUUUACUUGCAACACGCAUGUUUUGAUUUGCCCCAGGCAUUUU